AUGGAAAAUCCAUCAAGCACGUUUACGUUCGAUGCAUCGCAGGACAUGACGAGCAUGCACCCCAACACGCCGUCCGACUUGCCCACAGAAAUUAUCUCGGACCAGCCAGAGAAAAUAAAACUAAUUUGGGGAACCACCAUAAACAUAUCGGAAACAAUUGAGACCUUCAAAGACAUUCUUGACAAGCACUACCAAAGCAAAAUACGGGCCAUGAUUAGUUUGGAUCAGAACACGCUGUUCAUCGAUGACCUGCACGAGUUGAACCAGAUGUGUGUGAACUACCCGUCGGAAAUCAUUCCAAUUCUGAGCAAAGGACUGAACGAGUACAUAUUGGAGAAGGAACCCAGUUUUAGGCAGACCGAUGUUGAGGUUGGGAUCGAUGCACCUGCCAUAUCUCUGAGAAAGCUGUGCCCGUCAAGGAUCGACAAGGUGGUGCGUAUAAAGGGGAUUGUGAUGCGAGUUUCGGCUGUAAUUCCGGAGUUGACCAAGGGAUGCUACGUGUGCUCGAAUUGCGGGAAGAGAGUGGUAAUCGAGAAGAUAAAGAACGUGAUUCAGGAACCGGGUGCAUGCGACUGCGGCAGUUUCUUCAGCUAUUCGCUGAGUUAUGAGCAAUCUGAGUAUUUGGACAAGCAGGUCAUCAAAAUACAGGAGAUGGAAAGUGAGCAGGAGCCAAUGUGCUUCAAUGUGGUAUCGUAUGCAAUUGACAGGGUGAUGCCCGGUGAUCGUGUAGAGAUCUGCGGGAUUCUCAAGGCGUCGCCGAUUCUCAACCCGUUUACAAAGAAGGUAAAAAAUGUUUUCAGAGGAUACGUGGAGAUGCUUUCCGUGAAGAAGGAGAACGAUGAAAAUGUUGUCGGUGGGGAGGGUAGCACUAUCGGUGCAGAAACACACCAAAAGAACGCAGCGAAAGGAAACAGCACGACAGACAGAAAUGUUGAAGCCAGCGGCACAAGUGCAUACGUGGUAGAUUCCAUGGCACAGGGCAACCGGUAUGAAAAGAUGGCUGAGAUGAUAGCACCGUCCGUGUACGGUCAUCGUGAUGUCAAGAAGGGAAUUUUGCUUAUGAUGGUCGGCGGCGUGCGCAAGAACAAUUUCAACUGCACGUUGCGGGGCAGUAUAAACAUUUUGCUGGCCGGUGAUCCGGGUGUGGCCAAGUCUCAGCUGCUCACAUUUGUGAAUCAGCACACCAAAGGAAUCUACACGAGUGGGCAGGGCAGCUCUGCGGUGGGACUCAGCGCAUCCGUCACAAGGGACGUGGAAACAGGACAAUUUGUGUUGGAGAGUGGUGCGCUUGUGCUGAGUGACCACGGUGUGUGCAUCAUAGACGAGUUUGACAAGAUGAACAACCACAGCCGUGGCGUUUUGCACGAGGCUAUGGAGCAGCAGAGCAUAAGCAUCGCAAAAGCGGGUAUUAUCACAUCGCUUAACUGCCGAUGCAGCAUUUUGGCGAGCUGCAAUCCUGUAAACAGUGUCUGGGACACCAAGAAAUCCAUCAUUGAGAACGUCAACCUGCCGGCCACUCUGCUGAGCAGAUUUGAUCUCAUUUUCAUUCUUCUGGACAGAAAUGACAAAGAACAGGAUGAGCGGACCGCGCGGUUCAUAAUUGACAUAUACGGCGAGCGAUCGGCCUACGACAAAAAUGUGUUGAUGGAGUAUGUUGCGCAGAGCAGAGCAAUAGUGCCGGUGAUAUCGCGAGAAGCGGAAAAGGAGAUUGAGAACAGGUACGUUGAGCUCAGGAGCCUUAACAACGGCAAUACUAUCACGGCCACCACACGCCAGCUUGAAGCGAUCAUCCGGCUGAGCGAGGCGCAUGCACGGGUCCGUCUGAGCGAGGUGGUAGAAAAAGAGGAUGUGGCGGAAGCUGUGAGGCUAAUCAGAGAGUCGAUGCUCAUGUAUGCGAUUGACCCGCUGACCGGCAAGUUGGAUAUUGAUCUGGUGAUGGCGGGUAGAAGUGCCGGGCAAAGAAAGGCCAUGGAGGAGUUGAAGAAGCGAAUACAAGGCAUCGUGAAGAAAAAGAAGAGAUGCACAAUGGCAGAGCUGAUUGUGGAGACCGGAGAGGGCGAGCGUGCUGUCAAGGAAGCGGUUGAUGAAUUGUGUGAUGAAGAGGUGGUUUUCUUAGAGGAGAAUGUGGUGCAAAUCAUUGAAUAA
Molecule: messenger RNA, 2145 nt
Organism: Vavraia culicis subsp. floridensis
Lineage: Eukaryota; Fungi; Microsporidia; Pleistophoridae
Exons: 1
Coding region: 1-2145 (714 amino acids)
Biological process (GO): mitotic DNA replication initiation; DNA strand elongation involved in DNA replication; double-strand break repair via break-induced replication
Cellular component (GO): MCM complex; nucleus
Molecular function (GO): single-stranded DNA binding; single-stranded DNA helicase activity; ATP binding
Source: RefSeq, a predicted model, not a curated record